Engraulis encrasicolus (European anchovy) is the source of this 2660-nucleotide messenger RNA. RefSeq lists its product as uncharacterized. The transcript has 3 exons. NCBI's taxonomy places the organism in Eukaryota, Metazoa, Chordata, Actinopteri, Clupeiformes, Engraulidae. The coding region runs from base 2 to 1465 and encodes 487 amino acids. The record is from RefSeq and is a predicted model, not a curated record.
CAUGUCUGACAUUCACGCCGACAGCGACAAGCGUAGUGCUUGCCCUCGCUCCCGAUCUGGAACCAGGACAGAGCCACGUCGUGGAAUUGAAUCCGUUCACGUUGAGGAUUUCGGCCUGUUGCUAGACAGACUGUUUUCCAAUGAGGCCAUUGAUCGAGUUGUCCAAGAACUUGUUGGUCAGGUGCAGGUUGCGACGCAAGACGGUGGUCCAUCUGGUGUCCCAGCAACAGUGACAGUUCCUGAGGCGGUGUACGCUAACACCGAGCAGGCAAUCAAGAACCUGCUCCGCCCGUAUGUCACCCCGCUUGUGGUUUGCAAUUCUCCAGGUACAACUGUCCCUAACAUUGCAAGAUUCACAGAACUGCUCCUUGCAGAAUUGGAAAACUGUCAUUCUGCUGCUGUGCUUGGAGCCGAAGACGAUGUUAGAGCCUCAACGUCGCACAGCGUGGACCAAAGCUGUCAGUCCAGGACCGCCAGCUUGAAGACCGACACGGAGACCCAGGAGUCCUCAAGCCAGAACGGACGCCAGCGCAUGCUUGGUCUGUUCAGCAAGCUGAUGGUCCAUCAGGUCAUGGAUAAGAUGCAUGAGGAUUCAGCAGCGCAACAAGAGCAGGAGAGCGUAAGAGGGUCUUCCACCGCUGCAUCCUUGCUUCUCGGUGACACUAAGGACCUCGGCUGCUUUGUCACUGUACUGCUGCUGAGGCUCCUGGCCAGAAUGAGUGAUGGAUGCCCCCGCUGCGGCGCCAGGAGGCUGGACCAGGACCUGCUACAAAAGCUCAUUGAGGAUCUUCUGUUUGAGUUCACCAGUGACCCAUGGUGCCCAAGCUUCGAUGGUGACCUCAGCGACCAAAAGAUUCCGUCCAUCUAUAGGGCCAUGGACGCAGUUUGGCUCAGACUGCUGAAGCAGUUUGGCUCAGACGCCAUCCUGUGGAGGGCCGUCGAUACACAGGAUGACUCAUUUGACGCAACCUUAUUGGCGGAAUUACGAAAGGAACUGUUUACCCAGUGUAACGUAGAAGAUCCUGCUGCACCAUCCACCCAAAGUGACUCGCCGUCCCUCAGCCCCGUGCCUGAACCAUCCACCCAAAGUGACUUGCCGUCCCUCAGCCCUGUGCCUGAACCGUCCACCCAAAGUGACUUGCCGUCCCUCAGCCCGGUGCCUGAACCGUCCACCCAAAGUGACUUGCCGUCCCUCAGCCCGGUGCCUGAGGUCACCUCUGGACAAACAGCUAGAAAAGCCAGAAGUAAACUCAAGAUCUUUAAGAUACGCAGCAGUGCAAAGAUUGCACCAACUAAUGAUGCUUCUGACAAGGGGCUGGAGUCAGAGGCAACCGUCACUCGUGCCCUAUCGGAUGACGGUAUUGCUGCCGCAGCUUCUGGUGACAGGAAGGAGCCACGCAGACGGCCCUGGUACAAGAAGAUCUUCCUCAGGCUCAGCUGUUUUGGAGGCCCAGCUGAGAUCUGACCUGUCCAGCCCACCACCUAUACCCCUACAGCCCAUCCUAACCCAACCCUUCACCCCUACCCAACUCCCCAACUUCUUUACCAUAUCCACCCUUUCCGCACACACACACACACACACACACACACACACACACACACACACACACACACACACACACACACACACACACACACACACACACACACACACACACACACACACACCUAUGCCAGCCACAUCACAAGGCUGCCCAUCACAGCCCAUACAGAGCAAAACCAUUUGUUUUGACUUUACUUUGGAAAGGCCUGUUAAGGAAAGGCCUUAACCCACUCACCCAUUGUGUCCCACACAAGUUUGCAGGAGUUGACGCAAACUGAUGAUAGCUGUGAGUUUGGACCAUUUUGUCCUGAGAGGCCAUGCCCCUAUGCAUCGCAAAUACACCCUACUUCAAGGAUUAUUUCUACCUGCUUUCUGUCCACAAUCCCGAGGCACACCGUCAGAAGUGUCCAGAACACAUCCUCAGAGCCAGGGGUGCCGACAGAGGGGUCCUGUAUCUGCAGUAUUGGGCUGGGGGGGCCCUUUCAGAUGACGUUGUCCUGGGCCAAGCCAAAGCUGUCAGCGGCCCUGCUCAGAGCUUCUGAACCUCUUUCAUCAUGCUUGAGUCCUGGACUGUGUGAAUGUGCAUAGCAACAUUGCUUGGGAAGAGCGGUCCAACCAGGGAAGCUGAUAGGGAGCAACAAACAGAUCACUUGUCCUGUGCUCAGGGAGAAAGGGGAGGCUAAGAACUGGGUCCUCAUGACAUUGCAUGUAUUGGGUGGGGGGUCCCUUUUACAUGACUUUGUCCUGGGUCUAGCCAAGAAUGUCAGCAGGCCUGGGUCCAACAGCGCCGGUGAUAGCUCUGCCCUGAUGUGCUGUGCUGUGCCGAGUCGUUAGGAAAUGGAACGGCCAUUUAGGGUGCCAAGGACUGACUCCAGCUGCAGGUCACGAUUGGGAUGCAUCAUGCAGUCUAGUUGUGGUGUGCAGGGGCACCACAAUGUCAGGCUGUAUUCUGUUGGCUGUACCUGCAGUCUGGCCUUCACUGGGAAGUAGAGAAUGUCCUCGGCCACCGGCAGCAGCGUUCUUUUGCAUAGACGUAGGCACCAAAGUCGGGGGCUGCCAAACGUCCUUUGCAUUCUCCAGAGUGAUAGCUGUGAUCUAGUUGUGGCAGAGGCUUACA